AUGUCUGGCACUGCUGACAAGGUAGCAAAGGCUACCAAAUCGUCGGGCUCAGAUGGCGCGAGGACGACAGAUGCUGCUGUGAACGAUGCCUCUGGGCUUUUGCAAACAUUGCAGGGUCAUAUCGAUGAGAUCCGCACUAGGCUUCAAUGUGGGAUUUGCGUCCGUCUCCUCUACGAGCCCUAUACACUGGCUUGUGGCCAUACGUUCUGUUAUACAUGCCUCACAUCAUGGUUCGCAGAACGUAGCGGGUCGAGAAAGACAUGCCCUGAUUGCCGCGCACAGGUGAAAACCCAGCCGGCGCCCGCAUAUUUGGUCCGUGGUCUUGUUCACUUAUUCGCCAACAAUGCAGAGCUUCUGGAAAAGGGCGAGACGACGGCAGAGCACCGGAAGCACCAACAGGAAGAGCAGAAGAAGGUGGAAGCAGACAAAGCAAAUACUGAUCCGCGAACCGGCGGACUCUUUCAGGGUCGCUUCAAGGAGAGGACCCCUGCUCCUGCACCGAUCAUCGACGUGGAGGAUGGUGUCACCCGCUGUCCGAACUGUUCAUGGGAGCUCGAAGAUGACGCCUGCAUGAACUGUGGAUACCAUGUGGAUGCCGAUGAGACGGUGACGGGCACGACAGAUUCGGAGGAGAACUCGGAGAUGACGGACUACAACGAGGACAUGGAGAAUGGUUUCGGUGACAUCGAUGAAGAUGACACUUGGAACGAGGUCUACGACGGCGUUCCCUUCGAACAAUUGCCGUUUGGGGUCCAACAAUUCUAUGACCCUCUCCGUCGAAUGCGACAUCGUUACCAGAACAUUCUCCCACAUGAUCCUCAUGAAUGGCAGUUUCCUCAUUCUAGCUCUCCCGUCCAUGACAGCGAAGACUUAGAGGAAGAGGACGACGACGACGACGAAGAGGAUACGUCCGAAGUUGAGUCCGAGUCCGAGGAUGAGGAUGAGGAGAUGGAUUCUUUCAUCGUUGACGAUGAGGAAUUAGAAGAUGAGGAGGAGUCUAGUACAGAUCAUUCGACUGUGGUUGGGGAUCACAGUUACAUGAUGCACGCUGAAUACGAAACCAACACGGACACGGAAACCACGAGCACAUCGCAUCAUGGCAGAGAGCACAGUGUUUCCUCGGAGUUAGAGGAUAGUUCAUCGGACGAGGACGAGGAGCCCAUCCGGCGGCCCGCCGCAAAUCGUCCGCAACGUCGGUUUCACGGUCCUUAUCCUCGCGCGGCUAAUCAUCGAAACCAGAGAAACAAUCGGGGCAAUGCAUCCCGCCCAGGAACGUCCGCGAGCAAUGCCAUCCCUAUCGAUGACGAUUCCGACGGACCUGUGCCUCCGACGAGGAGGGCAAGGAGCCGUAGGAACCAAGGAAGGCAGAGGCGUGCUUAA
Molecule: messenger RNA, 1380 nt
Organism: Rasamsonia emersonii CBS 393.64
Lineage: Eukaryota; Fungi; Ascomycota; Eurotiomycetes; Eurotiales; Trichocomaceae
Exons: 4
Coding region: 1-1380 (459 amino acids)
Biological process (GO): proteasome-mediated ubiquitin-dependent protein catabolic process
Cellular component (GO): nucleus
Molecular function (GO): ubiquitin protein ligase activity
Source: RefSeq, a predicted model, not a curated record